UCUGUUUUUCUCCUCUGUUUCCCCUCUCCACCCUACACCUCUGUAUCUCACCAAGCAGAGAAAAACGCUUAUCCAACGCUCAUCGCCUUGAUGCUCGCUCCACAUCCUCCAACAGCAAAGUUUGCACCUUCGUUCAAAGUUUGAGAGCUUCGGCGUGAACCAGCAGACACCCUCUCAUGUGCACGACUGCACUGGACCAACGUUUGCUCUGGAGCAGCUGAGCAAGAGAAGCAACUGUGAAUCCGUCCAUCGCCUGCCCUACAUUUUUGGGGGUGGGGAGAAAGCAGGAGUGUUGCAGCGGUGGUACUUGGGGUUUUAUUUUUAGCCUCUUCCCGACCCUCUACCACGACAGCUGUCUCCCUCCUCCUCCUCCUGUGACAGAGCAGAGUCAGGAAUAGCCUAUCACUUUGCACCUCUGAGAACUAAGGCGGCCGGUUAGUGUGACGUGGGUCUUCUGGUUCUCAGGACUGUCUCUCUGUCUCGAGCUGACACAUACACACGUCUCACGGCUUUGUUCGGUGCUGGGCUGCACUUUGACCUUGGUAAGCGAGCGACGGUAACUGUUUGGAGCUGCCGCAGAGGAUCUCAGAGCCAAGAAUCCCCUCUUCUUUCCAGCAUUGUGCGUCUUGUUUACCUGAAGUUUGUGACCUCACAUAACAUAACUGUGAAGACCAGCAUCCAUUGUGCCAGCCUCUUGUCUGCUGGUCCCUUCAUCUGUCACUCAUCUUUUCAUCCCGCCCUCCCUCCCUCAUCAAACCCUUCCCCGGCCCAGCCCAUGACAGCAGCGCUGCCAGCAUGGCAUUCUCAUCACGCUUUUCCUUCUGGGAGCAAAAGAUCAAAGAAGAGAACAAGCCAAUCCCCAAGGGUUCAAAAGACAAUUCGGACAGUGAUGGCAGCCUGAGUAGCCGCUCAAUGUCAGUGCCCAGCCUGGAACCUGGCAGAGGUCUAUUGCGUGCCAAGAGUCCUCAACCUGUUCAGGACACAUCCAUAGAAAUCCAGUCCCAACCUCAGUUCAGGCGAGUCAAAAGCCCCUCACCCAACAGAGAAAAGAUAGCAACCAGAAAGUUCUCUGAGGUUCCCAAGAUGCCAGAACGCUUCAAAAGUCCUAAGCCUCCCCAAGCUCCCUUGAGUCCUGAACCUUUCAUGAAUGGAGAAAGCAAAAUGAAUGGUGCCCUCAAUGGGAACGUUAAGACUACUGCUAGUGCUAGUCAACCAGAGCUCACAGAGGACUGGCAGGGUGGGACCCGUAAGAAGGUGGUAAAAGUGGUGCGCAGAGUGGUUAGGAGGGUAGUUCCUGCUGAAGAAGACACGGCAAAAACCCCUGCAGCCAUGUCUCCAGAACCAGUUGUGGAACCACCCAAACCUGAACCAGCAUCUGUACCAAAGGUUAUGAAGAUGCCCGUGUUCUCCUUUAAACAUGAUUCCAUAAAGAAGGAGGAAAAAGAUGAUAUCUCUGCUGGACUGUCUAGUUUGAUGACGCGAGGCAGGACCAGGGAACCUCGUCCACGCAUACGCAAAGAUGAGCCUCCUGAAAAAGAGGGAGUGCAACCUGUAGAGAAUGAAAAAUCUGGACCAGCACAAGAUAAAACUGUGCCGAAGAUAGAGACCUCUCAGACUCCAAAACAAGAGCAACAGACGACUCCUAAAUCUCCUGUUUCACCACCGGCGGGGUUCAUCCCAACCCCAAAACACAACCCACUCUCUCCUCCGUCUGGAUUUGUUCCAACACCGAAACCUUUGGGAUUUGUCCCCACUUCAAAACCAUCUACUCUUUCCCCUCCACCAGGGUUUAUUCCUGCUCCAAAACCUUCUCCGGUGACUCCUGCUGGAUUUGUUCCAACAGCUCCUGUCGUUUCUCCACCUCCUAUUGCAGAUCCCAAAACAUUGCCUGUUACCCCUAGUUCUACACCUGCUCUUCCUAAAGCAGCUGCUACCUCUGCUCCAACUGCUCCUGGUAAAAUCAACACCCUUAACCCCCCAGCUCCCAAAACAGAUCCAUUUGCCCCUCCAUCAGGGUUCAUUCCCACCAGUAAACAGAUGCCUGUGAAGAAACCAGAGGUGAAGACGACCGUACGUUUGCUACCAACUCAAGCAGGGAGACCUUCUCCUGGGAGCAUUUCUAAACCCUCUCUACCAACCUUGUCCAAAAAGGAGAGUCCACCACUGAGUCCCACAGAAGAAGCACAGAGACGGCUGGAGAGGAUCUUCGCUGCAUCUCUGGAACCUGUGGCCAGUGCCUCUGCGUUGUCUCAGGUACAGGGCCCCUCUGGGGACGGCUCUUCCCCCACUGCGCCCCUCCGCGGCUUGGCCGGAGUGUGCGCUCGCGUGGCCUGUUGGAGUGGACAGGUGGAGGAGGAUCCCGUGGCAAUCCUAAAGGCAGACCAUGCUGCUGCCGCCCAUCCUAAGGUGAAAACAGAGGAGCAGAUAGCUGCAGAGCAAGCAUGGUACGGCUCGGAGAAAGUGUGGCUGGUCCACAAGGAUGGAUUCUCUCUGGCCACCGUGGUGAAGACGGAGGCUGGCAGUCUACCAGAGGGGAAGGUGAAAAUCAAACUGGAGCAUGAUGGGACAGUACUGGAUGUGGACGAGGAUGACGUAGAGAAGGCAAACCCGCCGUCAUUUGACCGGUGUGAGGACUUGGCUGCUUUGCUCUACCUGAAUGAGUCCAGUGUCAUGCAUUCCUUACGCCAGCGAUAUGGAGGAAAUCUCAUCCACACAUACGCGGGGCCUAACAUGGUGAUCAUCAACCCUACCAGCGCCCCCUCAAUGUACUCAGAGAAGGUGAUGCACAUGUUCAAAGGCUGCCGACGGGAAGACACGGCCCCUCACAUAUAUGCGGUGGCCCAGUCCGCCUACCGAAACCUUUUGACAACUCGACAGGACCAGUCCAUCGUGCUGCUGGGAAAGAGCGGCAGUGGCAAGACCACAAACUGCCAGCAUUUAGUCCAGUACCUGGUGUCCAUCGCCGGCAGCACUGGAAAGAUCUUUACUGCUGAGAAAUGGCAAGCGGUCUAUACAAUCCUAGAGGCCUUCGGAAACAGUCCCACCUCUAUGAACAAUAACGCAAGCCGCUUCUCCCAGAUCGUCUCGCUGGAUUUUGACCAGGCUGGUCAGGUGGCCUCUGCCUCCAUCCAGACCAUGCUGCUGGAGAAGCUGAGGGUGGUGAAACGACCGGAGGCUGAGUCCACUUUUAAUGUUUUUUAUUACAUGAUGGCUGGAGCGGACAGCACACUCAGAACGGAAUUGCAUUUUAACCACUUUGCAGAGAACAGUGCUUUUGGGAUUGUGCCUCAAACUAAGACAGAGGAAAAGCAGAAGGCAUCACAACAGUUCACCAAACUGCAGGCAGCUAUGAAGGUGCUGGGCAUCUCUUCUGAUGAACAGAAAGCUCUCUGGCUCAUCCUUGGGGCCAUAUACCACCUUGGAGCUGCAGGGGCCACAAAAGCAGAGGCUGAUGAAGCGGGCCGGAAGCAAUUUGCACGUCACGAGUGGGCCCAGAAGGCGGCUUACCUCUUGGGUUGCACUCUAGAAGAGCUCUCGUCUGCGAUCUUCAAACACCAGCCCAAAGGAACCUUACAGAGAUCCACCUCAUUCCGCCAGGGACCAGAUGAUGUUGGUACAGGAGACAACUCGGCACCAAAGAUCACAGCUCUGGAGUGUCUGGAGGCCAUGGGUGCUGGACUCUACUCUGAACUCUUUACUCUGGUCAUCUCACUUGUUAACCGAGCCCUGAAGUCAAGUCAGCAUUCCCUGUGCUCUUUGCUUAUUGUGGACACGCCGGGAUUCCAAAACCCAAAGUUUGCCAAGCGGGACCGUGGCGCCACCUUUGAGGAGCUGUGCCACAACUAUACCCAAGAACGUCUCCAAACGCUUUUCCACGAACGCACCUUCGUACAGGAGCUAGAGCGCUACAAGGAGGAAAACAUAGAGCUUGCAUUAGAUGACAUAGAGUCCAGUACAUCACUGUCUGUAUCAGCUAUAGACCAAGCCUCCACUCAAGCAUUGGUACGGACUCUGGCCAGGACAGAUGAGGCGAGGGGCCUGCUGUGGCUGAUGGAGGAAGAAGCUCUGCAGCCCGGGGGCUCGGAGGAAACUCUGCUGGAGAGACUCUUCAGUUAUUACAGCCCUGUGGACGGAGAGAGCAAAGGACCCGCCCUGCUGCUGAAGAGUGAAAAGGCACAUCACUUCCUGUUGGGUCACAGCCAUGGGACUGACUGGGUGGAGUAUGAUGCUCGGGGCUGGUUGAGCCAUGCCAAGCAGAAUCCUGCCUCUCAGAAUGCCGCCAUUUUACUGCAGGACUCUCAGAAGAAGAAUAUCAGUGGCUUGUUUAUGGGGCGUUCAGGGGGAGCCACAGUUUUGUCAGGCUCUAUUGCUGGGCUUGAGGGCGGAUCACAGCUGGCCCUGCGCAGGGCCACAAGCAUGAGAAAGACCUUUACCACUGGUGUGGCUGCUGUUAAAAAGAAGUCUCUCUGCAUUCAGAUUAAACUGCAAGUGGAUGCGCUGAUAGACACAGUGAGGCGGUCCAGGGUACACUUCGUGCACUGUCUGCUGCCUAAAGCGGAGACCUCGGCUGGGGAUUUGAAGGUGUCUGGAGGACCCUCACCUCGCUCUGGAGAGAUAGAGACACACGGAGAAAGCUGCGACAACGGCCUCAUGCAGCUGGAUGUGUGCUUGCUCCGGGCGCAGCUGCGCGGCUCCAAACUGCUCGACGCCCUGCGUAUCUACCGCCAAGGUUAUCCCGAUCAUUUGGUGUUUUCGGAGUUCCGCCGCCGCUUUGAUGUGCUGACUCCCCACUUGACGAAGAAGCAUGGGAGGAACUACAUCGUAACCGAUGAGAGAAGGGCUGUCGAAGAGCUGCUGGAGUCUCUUGAGUUGGAAAAAAGCAGUUAUCACAUGGGCUUAAGCAGGGUAUUCUUCAGGGCAGGUGUUUUGGCUAAGCUAGAGGAGCACCGAGACAUCCAGACCAGACGCAACAUCACCCUGUUUCAAGCUGCAUGCAGAGGCUACCUGGCACGACAAGCCUUUAAAAAGAGGAAGAUCCAGGACUUGGCGAUCCGCUGCAUCCAGAAAAACAUCAAGAAGAACCGGGGUGUGAAAGGCUGGCCUUGGUGGAAGCUCUUCACCACCGUCCGUCCUCUCAUCGAGGUUCAGCUCACAGAGGAACAGAUCCGCGGCAAAGACGAGGAAAUUCAGCAACUCAAGUUGAAGCUGGAAAAAGUGGAGAAGGAGAGGAAUGAGUUGAGACUCAAUAGUGACCGACUGGAAAGCAAGAUCACAGAACUGUCAUCAGAGCUCGCCGAUGAGCGCAACACGGGCGAAUCCGCCUCGCAGCUGCUGGAGUCCGAGACUUCGGAGAGACUGAGGCUAGAGAAAGACAUGAAGGAUCUACAGGCCAAGUUUGACGCUAUGAAGAAGCAGAUGGAGUCUAUGGAGAUGGAGGUGAUGGAAGCACGACUCAUACGCGCGUCAGAGCUCAACGGGGAAAUGGAUGACGACGACACGGGAGGAGAAUGGAGGCUGAAGUAUGAGAGAGCCAUCAGAGAGAUCGAGUUUACCAAGAAGAGACUUCAGCAAGAGUUUGAUGACAAACUAGAGGUGGAGCAGCAAAACAAGAGGCAGCUGGAGAGAAAACUGACAGACCUGCAGGCGGACAAUGAAGAGGUGCAGCGCGUGGCGCAGCAGCUGAAAAAGAAAUGCCAGAGACUGACAGCCGAGCUGCAGGACACCAAACUGCACCUGGAGGGGCAGCAGAGCCGCAACCACGACCUGGAGAAGAAACAACGCAAGUUUGACUCAGAGCAGACUCAGGCUCAGGAGGAGGUGCAGAGAGAGAAGAGUCAACGGGAGAAACUGAGCAGAGAGAAAGACAUGCUGACCGGGGAAGUGUUCAGCCUUAGACAACAACUGGAGGAUAAGGAUCUGGAGAUAUGUGCUGUCAAUCUGAAGCUCGAGCAAAUGGAGGCUGAGCUUCAAGAUCUGAACUCGCAGGAGUCAAAGGACGAGGCUUCGUUGGCCAAGGUUAAAAAGCAGCUUCGUGACCUUGAGGCAAAGGUCAAAGACCAAGAAGAAGAACUUGAUGAGCAGGCUGGAACCAUUCAGAUGCUGGAGCAGGCCAAGCUCCGUCUGGAGAUGGAGAUGGAGAGGCUGAGACAGACGCAUUCGAAAGAGAUUGAAAGCAAAGACGACGAGGUGGAGGAGAUCAGACAGUCGUGCAGCAAAAAGCUUAAACAAAUGGAGGUGCAGCUGGAGGAGGAGUAUGAAGAGAAGCAGAAGGUCUUGCGAGAGAGGAGAGACCUGGAGGCCAAGUUGAUGAGCGCUCAAGACCAGGUGAGCCACAGAGAUGUUGAGACAGAAAAACGUCUGAGGAAAGACCUGAAGCGCACAAAGGCCUUGCUGGCUGAUGCCCAGAUCAUGCUGGAUCACCUGAAGAACAACGCUCCUAGCAAGAGAGAGAUCGCUCAGCUCAAGAACCAGCUCGAGGAAUCAGAGUUCACAUGUGCUGCUGCAGUCAAAGCCCGAAAGUCAAUGGAAGUGGAGAUCGAGGACCUUCAUGUCCAAAUGGAUGACAUAUCUAAAUCCAAGCAGGCGCUUGAGGAGCAGCUGAGUCGUUUGCAGAGGGAGAAGAAUGACCUGCAGUCUCGCAUGGAGGAGGAUCAGGAGGACAUGAACGAACUCAUGAAGAAACACAAAGCCGCUGUUGCCCAGUCCUCACAGAAUCUGGCCCAGAUCAGUGACCUGCAGGCUCAGCUGGAGGAGGCCAUGAAGGAGAAACAGGACGUCCAGGAGAAGCUCACAGCCCUGCAGAGUCAGCUAGAGUUCCAAGAGCAGUCCAUGGUGGACAAGUCUCUGGUCAGCCGGCAGGAGGCCAAGAUCCGUGAGCUGGAGACCAAGCUGGAGUUCGAGAAGACGCAGGUCAAACGCUUGGAGAGUCUUGUAGCGAGGCUGAAAGAGAAUCUCGAAAAGUUGACUGAGGAACGAGACCAGCGCAGUGCCAGCGAGAACCGGGAGAAAGAGCAGAACAAGCGUCUCCUGAGGCAGAUCCGAGACAUCAAGGAGGAAAUGGCCGAGCUGGCCAAGAAGGAAGCGGAAGCCAGCCGCAAGAAACAUGAGCUGGAAAUGGAUAUUGAGAGUUUGGAAGCAGCCAACCAGAGUCUCCAGGCGGAUCUCAAGCUGGCCUUCAAGAGGAUCGGAGACCUCCAGGCUGCUAUCGAGGAUGAGAUGGAGAGUGACGACAAUGAGGAUCUCAUCAACAGUUUACAAGACAUGGUGACUAAGUAUCAGAAACGAAAGAACAAGAUCGAGGGCGGCUCUGAUACCGACUCUGAGGUGGAGGACCGCGUUGACGGGGUGAAGUCAUGGCUGUCUAAAAACAAGGGCUCUGCCAAGAACCUGUCAGAUGAUGGUAGUCUGAAGAGCUCAAGCCCACCCUCCAGUCGCAGACGCUUCUGCCUCGACAGAUCUGACGAGGAAGAGGAAGAAGAAAAAGAGGAAGGGAGCACGGGCCGAAGCACCUACCGCUCCCGCUACAAACGCAGCAGCUACCUGAACGACAGCGAUGGCGAGACCACCGCGUAGCCGCUCCCCCACGCACACAUCCACAUGCACUCACAUUGGUUCACAAAAAGGAGGACUUUUUUGAGUUUAAUAUCAGUGUCUUCCUUGAACUCAGAUUCAAAUGAGAGGAUUUCAGCGACUUGUUAUUAGUAUUAUUAUUUCACAUGUGCUUUAGAGCUUUAAAGGGUUUGUACAGCAUUGUGAAUCACAGCACUGUUGAUUCUUUCUUCUGUGUGCUUUUACUUCUGAUGUUCUUCCUCUUCCUUUCUAUAUAAGCAGUGACUUUACCAAACGCCGUGCUUGCAUUCUUACUCCGGUCAGGAUUCAGUAAUGGAUACUGCUUGAGGCAACACGCUACAGCCUCUUGCAUGGUCAGGCCUGAGCCAAAGAUACAUGCCAUUGUGUAAACGUGGAUUUUUCUGUUGUGUUAGAUUUAAAAGAAGCCAAGAGAAAAGGCAAAGAAAUAUUGUAUUACCAAAAAAAUGGUUUAGGUAUGUGAGCAAAUUUGUUUUUCGUUCCUGGGACUGAUUUAAGACCACCACCUCUUUCCAUCUCCACAAACCUGCUUCUAUCUCUAUCUCUUCGCUUUCAUACAGUGAAGGAUUCAUGUUUUUCGCUUGAGCAAGCGAGUGAGAGAGGAAGCCCAUUUCUCCUUUCAGGUCUUUGUUUUGAUGUUUCAUGUGGAGAGGAAAAAAGGUCAAUGAUACGAGAAGAGGGCAGCGUUUCGGGAUGUUUAGGUCUGGACUCUCAAAGGCUUUUUUUCUCCAUAAUAUGCCUGUCUUGUUCUGUUUUGACUGAAUUGACUAAGUGCUUGCUCAUUGUAUGGCUCAGCGGUUUAUUCGCACACUUUCUUGUGGUUGUUGUUGUUGUUCUCAGGCUUUUUUGUUUUGGUUAUCGCAGAUGUCUGGCUUUCCCAAGGGAAUGCCCAUGAUCUGGGGCAUUGUGGUAAUUUUUAUCAUCCAACUCCACCGAUACUGGAUAAACAGCUUCAAAGUUGCUUUUUGUGCUGAUGCGAUGCAACACGAGAUGGAGACGUUUGACAGAACCGAUACUGUGAAAUCCCAGCUUCCCUGCGGCAUGUCGUCACAUUGGAUUCAUCAGUAUUUUUGGCCUUACCUAAUGACUUUGAGACUUGAACCCGUACGGACACGCAUCCCUUCCGAUUUCCAUUGUUGCCUUCCGUUGUUUUGUUGUUCUGCUUUCACUGUAGUAUUUAUGAUCUAGCAUUGAUGGAUUAAGCGAAGCUGCCAAAAUAUAAAGCAACAGCAUAUGAUAGCAAUGCAAGGAUGUCAUUGCUUCUCUUUUUUUUUUAAAGGGAGACAGCGUGUGUAUUUUACAUGGUUUUUUAGACCCUCUGCAAAGGUCAACCACUUUAUUCUCUUUUCUAUGCAGUCGAUAUUGAUUUUAAUAAGGAAAAUGAGCAUUGUAUGAUGUUUCUGGCGAAUUAAAACACGUGGCUACAAGAUGCAUAACAUUUGCUGGCUGUACACAUUAAUAUAAAAAUAUAUAAAUAUCUGUAUGAUUCAUUCUAGCUUUCAAAAUAGCUAAUGUUUAUUUUCUUUAUUGAAUAAAUGACCACUUGAUAAGUCAUAAUUUUGCAUUACAGUUUAAUAUAUUGUAAAUAAAUGAUGGUGAUUGUUUUA
Molecule: messenger RNA, 9194 nt
Organism: Labeo rohita (rohu)
Lineage: Eukaryota; Metazoa; Chordata; Actinopteri; Cypriniformes; Cyprinidae
Gene: myo18ab
Product: myosin XVIIIA b
Exons: 48
Coding region: 796-7572 (2258 amino acids)
Cellular component (GO): myosin complex
Molecular function (GO): protein binding; cytoskeletal motor activity; ATP binding
Source: RefSeq, a predicted model, not a curated record